Molecule: messenger RNA, 1065 nt
Organism: Cutaneotrichosporon oleaginosum
Lineage: Eukaryota; Fungi; Basidiomycota; Tremellomycetes; Trichosporonales; Trichosporonaceae
Source: RefSeq, a predicted model, not a curated record
CCACACCCUGCCUUCUGCUGUCAACACAAACAUCUGCAACUCCCACUCCGACCUUGCUGGAGUCCCUCUCACUCGUCCGCGGCCACUCGAUCACUCGAGAGCACCGGCAUGCUAGCUCCUUUCCUCCGCGCCUAGCUCCGAUCCCCCACUCCCUCCGACUCAUGGAAUCCUAAACCGCCUCGCCCGGCACAUGGUGGUGCCGCUGCUCUGACCCAUCGUCGCCUUGCCCUACCCGUCCUGCAUUCCCUUGUACCUCCGACCCAACCGAUGACUCGCGAGCGUGACGCCCAAGACGAGCGCGAGCGUCGACCGGCUCUGCUCAAAAGCGCCAGCACAACCACUCCCACCCCGCUUGCAAUCCCUAAUCCCACUCAUCUUGUUAAUCAUGUCUCGACAACAUCAUCAUCAUCAUCAUCAUCAUCAUCAUCUCCUUUCUCCACGCACACAUCGAUCACUUCCUCUCUCCGUCCUUCUCAUUCUCGCACUCGAUCUCGCACCAUCGACAUUGUUCGCACAGACCUCAUCCCACUCGUCUGCCUAGCUCUGUGCGCUAGAAGCUCCACAUCACACCUCGCACUCGCCUCCAUCCUCCUCGCAUCUCUUGCAAUCAUUCUCCAUCGUCCAUUCCACACUCGUCCUCGCCCGUCGCCGCCCUCCCUCAUCAUUCCCACAAUGCCCUUCGUCACCCCCAAGGCAUCGCCCUCCCCCAUGUCCGACCGCUCCGUGUCCGGCGCGCCUGAGCUAGUCGGCUCCUUUGUCGAAAAGUACAAGGACCUCAAGGCGCGCUACGAGGAGGCCCAGGCCAAGGCGGACAAGUACGAGCGCCUCUACACCGAGCUCAAGGUGCGCGCAGACGAGCUCGCCGAGCUCGAGGCCAGUCUGCCGACCGUGGCCCGCCUCGAGGCCGAGCUUGAGCACGAAGCCCGCCUCCGCCGCAAGGUGACUGAGGAGCUCGACCAGCUCAAGCGCGAGCAGGAGGAGCUGCUCGCUAUGCAGUAGGGCGCUGAGAGCGUGCGCCCUAGUGAGGUGCGCGCUCGGGAGCGCAGGCCCGAGCCCGAUCUCAAG